Molecule: messenger RNA, 3201 nt
Organism: Myripristis murdjan (pinecone soldierfish)
Lineage: Eukaryota; Metazoa; Chordata; Actinopteri; Holocentriformes; Holocentridae
Product: ras-related protein Rab-40C-like
Exons: 6
Coding region: 567-1448 (293 amino acids)
Biological process (GO): intracellular signal transduction
Molecular function (GO): GTP binding; GTPase activity
Source: RefSeq, a predicted model, not a curated record
UGACGUCAAAACUAGGAAGCGCCAACACAGUCAGUUUUGAUCAGACGCUCUGUUCGGUGCAGUUGACCAGCUAUCGCUACCAUUUUUGUCUUUUUUGUGGAAAAAGAAAGCUGCGGAAUCAUACUUGGAUUAGUGGAGUACCAUUUUGUUUCGGACUACAACGAGCCGUUUGUUCUUCGUGGCCUUUCGGGUGGUAGAAUGCAUUACCAUCGUUUACGUUAGCUGGCUAGCUAACAAGCCAGCUAACUUAGCGUUGUUUUGAUUAUUUAUGUUAGCGUUGAAUCGGUGCUCUCUGGGCUUCAUUGUCCUUGGGAGGCGUCAGUGCUGUGAAAGAAAUUGUUUGUUGUAGUCUAUUCGGCUCGCUAAAUAAGUUUGUUAGUGAGACGUUAUAAAACAAAGGGCAUACAUGCUUUAAAUCUCGGUACAGUGUGUAUCAGCUAACAGCUAGCUAACGUUAAACGCAGUUGUCUGGCUACCACCGUCCUUUUCUUGGGACUGCCUGGUUUGUCCCUCCACCCGAACAGUCGACCUCUGACGGGCUCAAAGCUCCGUGUGAACCGGAACCAAUGCGUGGGAUGAUGGGGAGCCAGGGGAGCCCUGUCAAGAGUUACGAUUAUCUCCUCAAAUUCCUUUUGGUCGGAGACAGUGAUGUCGGAAAGGGUGAGAUCUUGGACAGCUUGCAAGACGGAUCAGUAGAGGCUCCCUACGCCUAUAGUAGUGGAAUUGAUUACAAGACCACCACAAUCCUUCUGGAUGGGAGGAGAGUGAAAUUAGAGUUGUGGGACACUUCGGGGCAAGGCCGAUUCUGCACAAUCUUUAGGUCUUACUCUCGUGGGGCACAGGGCAUCCUGCUUGUGUAUGACAUCACUAAUGGCUGGUCAUUUGAUGGCAUUGACCGAUGGAUCAGGGAAAUAGAUGAGCAUGCCCCAGGUGUGCCCAGGAUCCUAGUGGGUAACCGGCUUCACCUCGCCUUCAAACGACAGGUUCCGACAGAGCAGGCAAGGGCUUAUGCGGAGAAGAAUAGCAUGACUUUCUUUGAAGUCAGUCCGCUGUGCAACUUCAACGUCAUCGAAUCCUUCACAGAACUGUCCCGCAUUGUGCUGAUGAGGCACGGGAUGGAGAAAUUCUGGAGGCCCAACAGAGUCUUUAGCCUCCAAGACCUGUGCUGCCGUUCUAUUGUCUCCUGCACACCGGUGCACCUCAUUGACAAACUGCCCCUCCCCGUGGCCAUCAAGUCCCAUCUCAAGUCUUUCUCCAUGGCCAACGGCAUGAAUGCAGUCAUGAUGCAUGGACGCUCCUACUCAGUGGCCAACAGUGCGGCCGCAGGUGGUGCCAGCGGCAGCAGCAGCAAGGGCAAUAGCCUCAAGCGCUCAAAGUCCUUCAGGCCUCCACAGAGCCCCCCAAAGAACUCAUCCUCCUCCUCCAAAGGGAACUGUAAGAUAUCAUAGUGACACAAGUGAACAGUGGGUUGCCCUUAUGAGGCCAGAAUUAAUUUUAUUGUUGCUGCCAGAGGUCACCAGGCCAGAAAAGAGCAUGGAGAGCUACCCGCAGUCCUCAUCAGAAACGGAUACAGCUGUGUUUACACUGACCUCUGGGAAACAGACUUGGAUAGUUGAAUUGGGUUCUGCUCUCUUAGAGCUUGAUGGUGCCGUCUUGUGGAAGCUGGUUUGCCUGUACCACCACACCCACAGCUGCUCACUGUGAUCAAGGAAAACAAGACAUCCUUGGGACGAACAAAUACAAUUCAAGGUUUAUCACUCACCGUCAACACUACAAACGAGUGGAGCAGAGGGGACAUUAGUUAGCUUUUUGUGGAAAGGAUUGUUUAUUGAUAUUUAAAGUUGGACUUGCAAUUGUACAUAUAUGCUUGUUGUUAUGGCCUCUAUUCAGUGAUUGUUCUUCAAGGAGCUCUAUGUGCUUGUUUUGUCUUAAAUGUUUUGGGAGACUUGAUUUGUUUUGGAUUGUAUCUGUGUCUCUUGUACCCUUUAUUCUUCAAAAUUCUUGAGGUUAUUUGUUUUCAAAAUCUUCUUUGCAACCUCGUGGGUGCUGGGCUAUUUUAACUUAUUAUUUAAAGCUCAGUGUAUGCUAGUUUUAAAUAAAACUCAGAUUGGAUGUGACAAACAUGAUGACUCCUGCCAAGUUGGCUUGUAUUGAUGACGUGCUGUGAUACAAGAUUUCAGCCCAAAGGUUUUUAUUUUGCUGUUGAUCUCCAUCUGUCAUUGGUUCACACAGUAAAUUGACUUGCUUGUUGUAGAGUUUGGACCAAGUUUUAUUUACAUCAGACCAGAGGCUGGUAGGCUGUCUAUCCCUCUAAUUUUCCAAGUGGCAUAAUUGCUUCAGUAGAUUUCAUCUAAUCUGUUUUUCAGAUCUGUUAAAUGAGGCUCAGAGCAGUUUAGAGGCACUGGCUGCUGAUGGGGGAAAUUGUGAAAAUUCAAGCUUUUGUCUCAGAAAAGUUGUGUCUCGGUUCUUAUGAGGGAUUUAUAGCAUGGUAUGAUGUGCAUCCUGAACACUGGUAAACUUCCAAGCAACCUAGGGCUCAGUGAAAGGUGGUGGAGGGAACAGUUACUUUGAUUUAUGUUAGAAACAUCUUUAUGUAUAGGCUACCUGUUUGCUUAUGAAUGUAAAACAAUAUUAAUCGGUUCCUUUUUUUGUGGUCAUGUGUUACUUUAUUGUUACUUUAUUAGAAUCAGAGGUGGAAAGUAAUUGGCUGUAUUGAGUGGAUUUCAUAAUAAUACUUGUGGGUGUUUGUGAGUCUGCACAAGGCACAUAGGAAUAAGCUCAAUGAACAUUUACCUGAGAAAAGUAUUUUGGACUGACCACAACUGAUAUUAUGGUGAAAUGAGCUAAGCAGGAACCAUCCUCAAAAAUUGGGCUGACAAUAAUAAAAUAUUUUGCAACAUGCCAAAACAGAUAAACUGUUACUUGUAAGUGGAAGAUUUCAAAGAAAGGACACAAACUUUAAUUUGUCCACUUUUUUUGAGUCAUUCUUUCCACGGUGGAAUGAUUUAAAUCCUCACUCUUCUUUCCACCUCUGAUUAAAACGCACCGCAUUUCCACUUAAAACAUUCCCAAAAUGUUGCGGCAGUGUGUGUGAACAGAUACAGGGUGGAGUAAAAAAAAAAAUAGAUGCAUGUUUCCUGUUGGCGUGCCAGCUCAUGUGGUGUUUUGAAGCAACAAAGUGCAACAAAUGAACAAAUCUCG